AUGCUCUGCGACUGCAGACUAUUGGACUUUUCUCAGUCGGACAUCCGUCUCGUGUUCUUUGAUACGGGAUUCGAUGUUACGUCAAGUUUGGCUCACGCUAAUUUGGUGCCGUGUAAAAAUUGUAACAGAACGUUCUAUCCCGAUCGUCUCAUGGUUCAUCUGAAAACCUGCAAACCAUCACAAUCUUCACUCACGAGGAAAUUGGCAAAAUUUGAAGAACUACGAGUACAACAAAAAAGUGCGACCACUCGAAUGGCCAGCCCGCCAGGUUCAAAUCCCAAAGGAAUUCCGUGUAGCGUUUGCGGACGACUUUUUGGAACACAAUCCAUAAAAUUCCACGAACCCCAAUGUUUAAGGAAAUGGCACUUACAAAAUGAUCAUCUACCACCGAAUAAACGGGAACCAAUGUAUAGCGAAACAGUUCAAAUUGAAACUGAAAAGGUAGCUUCAACACCACAAACACCAAAUAAAAAUGAUGAUGAGCCGAAUAAUAAAAAACCACCGAUGUUUCCAUGUUAUUUAUGCGGAAGAUUAUUCAGCGUUAAUUCGAUUUACAUUCACGAACCGCAAUGUUUAAAAAAAUGGAAAGUUGAAAACGACAAGUUACCACCGUUUAAAAGAAAACCCGUUCCUGUAAAACCAGAUAUAAAGUUUACACCAUCUGGUGGUGUUGAUUUUGUGGGAACAUUCCACCGGAUUUGGGAUAAUCAUUUAGCGGAAUUGGUCGAGUGCAGAAAAUGCGGACGAAAAUUCUUUCCCGAUCGCAUCGAGAAACACGAAGCCGUUUGCGCUGGUAUAAAAAUCGCGUUAAAACGAAAACCCGCUAAAUAA
This is a messenger RNA of Onthophagus taurus, 831 nucleotides long. The record is from RefSeq and is a predicted model, not a curated record. NCBI's taxonomy places the organism in Eukaryota, Metazoa, Arthropoda, Insecta, Coleoptera, Scarabaeidae.